AUGUGGUUGUCAGUAGCGAUUGCAAUCAGUAUUGCCCUCUUCAAUUUCUGUGGACUUGCGGUCACCAAGUCCAUCUCGGCAACCGCCCGCUCGUUGGUCGGAUUCAUCAUCCUUGUCAUCGGAAACUUCUUCUUUAACCAAAUCCUCACCUAUCCCGCUUGGUUCAAACGUCUCAUCGGCUCCGCUGCUUCUGAGCCGCUUAGACUCAAUUGA
Molecule: messenger RNA, 213 nt
Organism: Puccinia triticina
Lineage: Eukaryota; Fungi; Basidiomycota; Pucciniomycetes; Pucciniales; Pucciniaceae
Exons: 2
Coding region: 1-213 (70 amino acids)
Source: RefSeq, a predicted model, not a curated record